UCGUGUCACGCCCUGAUAGUCCCUAGCAGGACAGAUUGCAGUCCUGCAUAGGGGACAGGGAACGAAAGGGGUUCUACAAGCAUCCUUUACAUCAUUCGAAAAGUUCACCAAGCAAAUAUUGCACUGGUCCUCUUCAGGCCUUUCAGGCGUGGGCACAAUAGUUGCGACAGUCAAUGGGUCGAUACGCGGGCCCACAGCUUCGAUGGGAACAUCGACGACCUCAAACUGAACCCCCCGGUCUCCAUUACCAUUGUAAAGUCGGUAGUCGAGCAUUUCACGAAGUGGCGACAUUUCAUCCGGAAAGCCAAAGGGCCUAUAGCAUUGCGGGAAUCGUUGGGGUUCGAAUUCCUCCCACACAUCGUCGAAACGUUCGUACACGACAGCGCGAAUUUGCCCAUCGAAAUCGACAUUUCUUUGUAGCGCAGCAAGGAUGACGAACCUGUAGAGCAUAAACCCCAGAGAAUCUUCGGGAUUAGGAACUCCUUGGAGUCGUCGCAUGAGAGCCAUGUCAGAGAAUGCUUGGAGAAGCAAUCUACCCACCGUGGCCUCUAUACCCGCCAUUAUCAAUGCUUGCUUCACGAUUACGGGACAUUCGUUCUCCGGGUCCAACAUUCUGCUUACCGUAGACUCGUAACUGUCAUGCGCGGAAGCGUGAAGAAAGAAGUUUCUAUCAUCCCACAGAUCGUUACGAAUCACCUCUGGAAGGGCGAGGUAUGCGUCCACGACGUUGACUGAAAUGCGUGCGAGCUCUCGCAACAUAUGAUAUACUUCGUCGUUGUCGAGUCUACGAGUUCCACGGCGGCGUUCAGUUGCAUCGCGCAAUUCACUGAAAGCACAAGCGACCUCCUCAAAACAAUACUGUUGAUACGUCGAGCCAUACCGGCCUGUGAAACCCAACCUAUGAAUAGUGUGAUAAUCAUCCGGGUUCUCCUGUGGAAAUACUCCUGUGUACGGCGACAUAUACGGCAGAUUCAAUGUGGCCAACAGCGCGCUCUUUAACUCUGCACUGGGUUGACUCUCCAUGACACAGAGCUGCAACCACUGAUGCAUAGCAUCAGACAAUCUCAAAGCAUCAGCCAUCGCAUAUUUCUCCAGCUGCUUACUUUCCACGAGGUGCUCUAUGAUUGGCUCGUACAAUUCGGUAGGGUUGAUUGCUCCGACCGCUCUAUUUAAUUCAGCACUCCCUUCUAGCUGCAGCUCGGUCAACAAGUCGCUAAAGCAGGGGUGUAAAUCAUUCAUGAGUUGGGUACGUUCGAUAGACUCGGUCUUUACCUCGAAAACCAAAGCAGUCGUAAGCCAUCGACAGGCCUUUGCAAGAGUCAAAGGGUCUGCGGCUAAGGGUGCAAGGGCGGCUACCACAGUAGGCAUUGGAGAAAAUGGUGGUGGGCCCAGGUGAUAAACCAUACCCAUGGUCCUGCUUUCAUACCUGUUCACAGUCGGCAUGUUUCCGAAUUGAUUCGAUUGGUAUGUAGAGCAGGCUAGAACGUAUAAUUGGAAGUGUUCAUGGAUAAU
Messenger RNA from Periconia digitata, 1512 nucleotides. The record is from the annotation of a GenBank genome assembly. Lineage: Eukaryota; Fungi; Ascomycota; Dothideomycetes; Pleosporales; Periconiaceae.